AUGUUAGCCAUUCAAGAUAUGGCAUCUGCUAUUCGUGAGACAAAUCAACAUAACCACGAACCCCAUCAGGAAACUCAAGAUGAUCGAAUAAUGAGGAUUCAAGGAGAAUUUCAUAAGACACGACCACCUGUGUUCAAGUGUGAUCCAAACCCUAUGGCAGCAGAAGAAUGGUUAAGACAAAUGAAGAGAAAGAUGAAUGAACAAAGAGUUCCUGGAAACCUAAAAGUGACCAUUGCUUCUACCUAUUUGGAAGGACAAGCUUAUCAUUGGUGGGAAUCUGUCUUGGCUAUGCCUGAUGUUGAGGUUGUAACUUGGGUUGCCUUUGAGACAAUGUUUCUGGAGAAAUAUUUUCCUGAAACUAUGAAAACCAUGAAAGUACGUGAGUUCACUAAUCUUUAUCAAGGUGAUAUGACUGUGGGACAAUAUCAAGCUAAGUUUGAAGAACUUAUGCGUUUUGCUCCUUACAUGAUUCCUGAUGAAUCUACAAAAGCAAAGAAAUUUGAAGAAGGGUUGAGACUAGAAGUCAAGGAGAAAGUAGAACUUUUUAAAUUGAAAAAGUAUGCUGAAGUUGUUGAUCGUGCCUUAAUGGCCGAACAAAGGAUACCUAGUUCUAAGAGAGUUUGUGAACCUAAGAAUCCUAACGGGGGACAAAGUAACAAACGCCAAAGAUUUUUUCCCUCUUGUUCUCGAUAUCAAAAUCCAAGAUCAUUUGAGGCAACUCAAAACUCAGGAUUUUGUUAUCAUUGUCGACAGAUAGGACAUUACCGGAGGGAUUGUCCUCAGCUACAAUCAUAUCAGAUACCUGUUGCUCCACAACCACAACCAGAGUUCCGUGCACCACAACAACAAUUUCAAGCUCCACAAACACAGUACCGUGCUCUGUACCAAGCCCCAUAUCAAGAUUCACUAAAUCAACACAAACGUCCAAGGGGACAACCUACACAACAAAGGCCUAGGGCACCAGGAACAGCAACGAAGUCAGAACAACUCACUCAAGGACGAGUGUAUGCUGUUGGACAAGUGACAGAGCCAAAUGAACCUACUGUGGUGGAAGAAGAUUUAUCUGGAUUACCCCCAGAAUGUGAAGUGGAGUUUUCUAUAGAUAUCUAUCCUGGCACAUCGCCUAUCUCUAUACCUCCACAUCGAAUGGCACCAGCAGAGUUGAAAGAACUCAAAAUACAACUUCAAGAACUUGAAAGAAAAGGUUUCAUUCGUCCUAGUACUUCACCAUGGGGUUUUCCUGCACUUUUUGUGAAGAAAAGUGAUAACAGUCUGAGGAUGUGUAUUGACUAUCGUCAACUGAAUAGAAUCACCAUUAAGAAUAAGUACCCUUUACCUAGGAUUGAUGACAUGUUUGAUCAACUGCAAGGUUCUCGAUACUUCUCAAAGAUUGAUCUUCGCUCUGGUUAUCACCAAUUACGAGUAAAAGUAGAAGAUGUAUCGAAAACUGAAUUUCGAACGCGAUAUGGACAUUAUGAAUUCCUAGUAAUGCCUUUUGGGUUGACAAAUGCUCCGGCAGUUUUCAUGGAUUUAAUGAAUCGAACAUUGAGAGAACACAAGUUUUUUGCCAAGCUAAGCAUUGCCGUAGAUUCUGCAAAAGUAGAAGCAGUGUUGAAUUGGAGACAGCCGAAAAAUGUAGCUAAUCCAAUGACCAAGUUGACACAAAAGGGAGUUAAGUUUAUUUGGGAUGAUAAAUGUGAGGAAGCAUUUCAAGAGUUAAAAACUCGAUUAACAUCAGCUCCUGUGUUAAUUAUACCAGAAAGAGGUUCUGACAGGGUUGUUGCUUAUGCUUCUCGUCAAUUGAAAUCACAUGAGAAAAAUUACCCAACUCACGAUCUAGAACUGGCAGCUAUUGUUCAUGCGUUGAAGAAGGAGUUGAAUUUAAGACAAAAGCGUUGGAUGAAAUAUCUAGAAGACUAUGACUUUGAUUUACAUUAUCAUCCUGGAAAAGCUAAUGUGGUAGCAGAUGCUUUAAGUCGAAAUCCUCAAAAAGUCAUAGCCAGUUUAUAUGAUCAAAGGUGGAAGAUGGUAGAAUCUCUCUAUGAUUUUGACUUGUAUGUAGGUAUGCACCAGGAUCAUGCAUAUCUAUGUAAUUUAGUAACUCACCCCACUUUGAUUGGAAAAAUAAUUGAGGCACAAGAAUCUGAUUCUAUGUCUAAAGACAUUCGAACUAAGAUUACAAUUGGAGAGACACCUGAUGGAUGGAAUGUCCACGCAGACGGUGGACUAAGAUAUUUGGAUAGAUUGUAUGUACCUGAAAUUUCUGAUAUGAGAAAAGAAGUUUUGAAAGAAGGACAUCAUUCAUUCUAUACAAUUCAUCCUAGAGGAACAAAGAUGUAUCUUGACUUGAAACGUAACUUUUGGUGGAAUGGUAUGAAAAGAGAUAUAGAAAAAUUUGUAGCAAAGUGUCUCACAUGUCAGCAGCUUAAAGCUAAACAUCAGAAACCGUCAGGUUCAUUACAGCCAUUACCAGUAGCAGAGUGGAAAUGGGAUCAUAUAACCAUGGAUUUUGUUACAGGUUUACCUAGGUCUCCAAAGGGACGAGAUGCAAUAUGGGUUAUAGUGGAUCGUUUGACCAAAUCUGCACAUUUUUUACCAGUCAAAACAACAGAGUCCACUGAAAACCUUGGAAAGUUUUACGUUCGAGAGAUAGUAAGAUUACAUGGGAUUCCUGUUUCGAUUGUUUCAGAUAGAGAUUCCAAGUUUACUUCCAAAUUUUGGGGAAGUUUACAGAAAGCGUUGGGUACGCAACUAAAUUUUAGUACCGCUUUUCAUCCCCAAACCGAUGGACAGUCAGAGAGAACCAUUCAAAUUUUAGAGGACAUGUUGAGAGCCUGUAUUCUAGAUUUUGGGGGAAGUUGGGAAGAUCAUUUGGUGUUGGCAGAAUUCGCCUACAACAACAGUUAUCAAUCUAGUAUUCAAAUGGCACCUUAUGAAGCUUUAUAUGGAAGACCUUGUUGGUCACCUGUAUGUUGGACUGAAGUAGGAGAAACUGUGUUACUAGGACCUGAUUUGGUACAGGAGACAACUGAAAAGAUUAAACUUAUCAAGCAAAGUCUCUUAACUGCUCAAAGUCGACAAAAGAACUACGCUGACCGAAGAAGGAAACCAUUAAGUUUUAAAGUGGGAGAUUAUGUAUUUCUUAAAGUCUCACCACGAAGAGGAGUAAAAAGGUUUGGAAAGACUGGAAAAUUAGCACCAAGAUUUAUUGGACCAUUUGAAAUCUUAGAAAGGAUUGGUGAAGUAGCUUAUAGGCUAGCAUUACCACCUCAACUUUCGAAUAUACAUAAUGUUUUCCUUGUUUCUAUGCUUCGAAACUAUGAGCCUGAUCCAACCCAUGUUCUAGAUUGGGGAGAGCUCAAUUUAGAUGAAGAACUGUCAUUUGAAGAAAGACCAGUACAAAUUUUGGAUCACAAGGAACAAGUUUUACGUACAAAAACAAUACCAUUGGUCAAAGUUCUUUGGCUACAUGGAAAUACAGAAGAAGCUACGUGGGAAUUAGAAACUGAAAUACGUAAGAAGUACCCAGAAUUGUUCUCUGAUUCCAGUAAGUUUUAA
This is a messenger RNA of Prunus armeniaca (apricot), 3558 nucleotides long. Lineage: Eukaryota; Viridiplantae; Streptophyta; Magnoliopsida; Rosales; Rosaceae. The record is from the annotation of a GenBank genome assembly.